AUGAAUUCUUUCGGGGUAAAAUUUUCCGGAGGUAAAAUACCCCUCCGUUCGGAUCUCCGGGUGAGGGGUACUUUGAGGAAUUCAUGCGGCACAAAGUCGAAAAACGGGGGGGAUAUCAGGGUAGGUACGUGGAACGUUCGAAGCUUAUAUAGACCGGGCGCGUUUCAAAUGAUGAUACGGGAAGUAGGGAGAUACAGAACGGAGAUCGUCGCGUUACAAGAAACUAGGUGGGACGGGAAUGGGGCAGUAAAUUCGGGCGCGUAUACACUACACUAUGGGGGGUCGGAAACCCAUAGUUUUGGCGUCGGUUUUUUGAUUAACAACAAAAUCACGUCCGUGAUCAGGAAUAUUAGGUUCGUCAAGGAAAGGUUAGGGUUACUUAUCGUACAAGGUCGUUAGUAUAAAAUCGCGAUAUUAAACGCACACGCGCCAACCGAAGAUAAGGAAGACGAAAUUAAAGACGGAUUUUACGACGAGCUCGAACACAUCAUAGAUCAGUUACCAAGCGAUUAUAUGAAAAUCGUGUUAGGGGACUUUAACGCGAAAAUUGGUAAAGAGGAAAUUUUUAAACCGACCAUCGGAUUGGAAAGCCUACACGAUGGCAGCAACGAAAAUGGUAAUAGGGUAAUUAACUUCGCGACCGGUAGGAAUAUGAUUAUCAAAACCACGUGCUUCAAACAUAAAAACAUACAUAAGCAAACGUGGAUUUCCCCGGACGGAAAUACGAUUAAUCAAAUCGAUCAUGUUCUCGUGGAUAGGAGACGACACACGAAUAUUCUUGAUGUUAGGUCGUACAGAGGGGCAGAUUGUGAUUCAGAUAAUUUUCUCGUCAUUGCAAAAAUUAGAGAGCGUCUUUCGACAAGGAAAAAUAAAGAACAGGCGGCCGGAAUUAAGCGCAUAAACGUACGUAAUCUCGCGGAAGAAGACAACGGCGUCAAAUACGCGGUCGAAGUAGUUAAUAGAUUCGAGGCAUUAGAAGAAGUCGACGAAACGGAAGAUAACGCGGUUAAUAAGCAAUGGGAAAACGUGCGGGAUGUUGUGAUUAAAUCGGCGGAAAGUACGAUCGGUUAUUGCAGAAGAAGUAAAAAUAAACCGUGGUUUGAUUCGGAAUGCGAAAACAUGAUUAAAGAAAGAACUAAGGCGCGGUUAAGAUGGCUAUCGGAUAAAUCGGACACUAACAAAGAGCUAUAUAAUAAAAGUAGUAAAUCGGCCAGGGAUUUAGUUAGAAGUAAGAAGCGUCACUACUUAAAACGUAAGGUAGAGGAGAUCGAUGAAAACUGUCGAAAUAAAAACGUACGCGGGAUGUAUAUAGGAAUAAAUAACUGGAGAAAAGGGUUUCAGCCUAAAACGGAGAUACUCAGAGACGAAAACGGGAAUUUAAUUACGGACACGGCAGGAAUUUUGGAUACGUGGAAAAUUAUUUUGAUCAGCUUUUUAGAAUAUGCAAUUAGAGAAGUACAGAAGAGUGGGGAUGGCCUGCAGUUGAACGGUAAAACUCAAGUUUUAACAUAUGCGGAUGAUACUGCGUGGCUAGGCGACGAUAAGGAAACGAUUAUAAGAAAUGCGGAAUUAUUGAUAGAUUAUGCUAAAUAUCUCGGUUUACAGGUUAGUGUGGAAAAGACCAAAUACAUGGUAACUAGUAGGGAUCAGGAUAACGAUAAUUUACAGGGAAACGAUACUGGGGUAGAACUUAAGAAAAGAAUCAACGCGGGAAAUGCAGCCUUUUAUUCGGUCCGUAAAUUACUUGAGUCGCGGUUAUUAUCUAAGCGUUUAAAACUUAGAAUAUAUCGAACCAUUAUUCUCCCAGUAGCUUUGUACGGAAGUGAAUCGUGGGCACUUACUUUACAAGGUGAAAAGAAAUUUAGGGUUUUCGAGAAUAAGGUAUUACGGAAAAUUUUCGGGGCGAAACGCGAUGAGGAAACGGGGGAAUGGCGGAGGCUACACAACGUCGAGCUGCAUAAACUUUAUGAUAGUCCGGAUAUAAUUAAUGUAAUUAAAUCACGCAGAUUAAGGUGGGCGGGUCAUGUCGCACGUAUGGAAAAGGAUAGAACCGCGUAUAAAAUUAUGACGGGUAGACCAAAUUGCAAGAGACCGUUAGGUAGACCAAGACGUAGAUGGGUAGACAAUAUUCAGUCGGAUCUCAAUGAUAUAGGCGCCGAGAGUGGGGAUUGGGAGGCAGUAGCUCAGGACAGGGAUCGAUGGCGAACUUUGGUAAUUGCAGCUAUGAACUUUCGAGUUUUGAAUGCCAGCUAA
This is a messenger RNA of Ooceraea biroi (clonal raider ant), 2253 nucleotides long. RefSeq lists its product as uncharacterized. Gene Ontology annotation, molecular function: catalytic activity. Lineage: Eukaryota; Metazoa; Arthropoda; Insecta; Hymenoptera; Formicidae. The record is from RefSeq and is a predicted model, not a curated record.